Molecule: messenger RNA, 708 nt
Organism: Penicillium malachiteum
Lineage: Eukaryota; Fungi; Ascomycota; Eurotiomycetes; Eurotiales; Aspergillaceae
Exons: 2
Coding region: 1-708 (235 amino acids)
Biological process (GO): homologous chromosome pairing at meiosis; meiotic joint molecule formation; meiotic strand invasion involved in reciprocal meiotic recombination
Cellular component (GO): DNA recombinase auxiliary factor complex; condensed nuclear chromosome
Molecular function (GO): recombinase activator activity; double-stranded DNA binding
Source: RefSeq, a predicted model, not a curated record
AUGGCCAGGCCAUUGAGGUGUCUGCAAAUCUCCACAAUCAGGUUUCGAAAGGUGAGGAAAGCGAUCGAUCGCUUCCACUCUAUCUGGCAAGCUGACCAGAUCAUUGCCAAUAAAGCACAAGCUGCCAAGGUCCUAAAAGAAUUGCAUCGGAAAAAGAAGAUUGAAGAACGAACUGCAGUUGUCUACCACGCUAUUCAGGAUUCCUCGCAGAGCGUGACCCCAGAAGAUAUCGCCACACUCAAUGAAAGUAUCGAAAAUCUUCAGAAUGAACUGACUACCAUCAAAACGGAUGAUAAAAAGGUCCGAGCUACAUUGGCAUCUUUUGAGGGCAAGCCGCUCCUCUCCGAUCUUCGGCAGGAUAUCCAACGCCUGCAAGAGGAACGGGAUACUCUCCAAGAACGCCUAGGAGACCAAGCCGCCAGCGAUGAAGUCCAUCUUUCUAUGAAGGAACGAGAAAAUCUCGAAAAUGAAUGGAAGGAAUGGCAACGUCAUGCUACCCUCCGCCGUCGUAUGUGUCGAGAUCUAUGGGGGAGGUGCACCGAGGUCUUACCUGAUAAUAUGACAUUGUCAGAGCUUUGGGUAAGUCCCGCAGAUGGGAUCAGGGAACUGGGAUCACCUGGUAACGGACUAAAAUGGCUUGCAGGAGUCACUGGGGCUGGAAGGGUCUCUCCAAUGAGACAUCGUCGGGUAUUGACGCUAUGUUGGUGA